AUGGCUUUACCGGGUAAAUUGCGUUUUGACACGGAAGAUCAUGCUCCAUCAUCUUAUUAUGAAAAGGGUUCUCGAUCGCCUCCAUCACAAAUGAGAUUGCCAUUUCAGACACCAAACCCCGAAGCUUGGAUUCAAGCGCCCGAGUUUGUGCCUCGAUCAAAGCAACUCCAUGAUGCUUUCUCUUCAAGCAGCCCUCCGCCUUUUGAUCCAGAUUUAGAAAAAGCAUCUUUCUAUAAUUACGAUGAGCAACAGUCGCCGGAUCAUCAAACGAUAAUUGAGCAGCCGUUUAUUCCUUCUGGGCACCAUUUUCCGGAAGUGAGCCGCAAUCCGAUUCAUCAAACGCGAGUCUCAAUUGGAGGAGUACCUGUACCGCCACUUCUUCCCAAUCCCCAUCUUCCGUUUCCAAUGCUGCCUUCAUUUCCCGGUCGAUUCCCAAACGGUCCUCCCCCAUUCGCUUUUGUGCCAAAUGGAUAUUCAGCUAAUGUCACCAAUAUCAAUCCUGGUCUUGGCCCACCGAUCCCGGCGAUUGUCUUGAAGAAAAAGAGGAGAAGAAGAAAUAAAGAAAAGACGCAAAGUAUGCUGCUUGAAGGGGAAAGUGAAUCGUGCUCUCCACCAGUUCCUUCGGAUCCCAAAGAAUUUCCUCGGGAAACAACGGGAGAUCGAACAACGAUUGAAGAGGAAUAUAUUGAUGAGAGAAAUGAGAGAGAAUCAACAUCACAACGAGAUCAAGCUGUAGGUGGAUCUUGUCCAGAUCUUUCUCAACAACAACUCGAAAUGUGGGACGACUUCUUGUACGAGUCUGUGGUCAAUGGACGGGGAAGAGCAAGUGCAGAGAGACGAGUUCUAUCCAAUAUGCAAAUUGCAGGUUUAGUCAAUCCAGCCUAUGAAAUAUUACCAAAAAACAAAAAUGAAGCGGACGAAUUCGUGGAAAUGUCGAAUUCUGCUUAUGGAAAACAAGAGAAAGAAAUCAAUGGGAAUUUGAUGACAGCAUCUAUGAUUCUUCAAUCAUUGAAAGAAAAAUUUGCGAAAGGCCUCGAACCAGCGAAAACAAGGGAGAAAAGUCCGUCUGACGAGUUUGAAGCUCUCGCCUUUAGACCAGAGAUAUCGAAAUACGGCUAUCCUCAAUUUGAUUCGGACAAGCAUCAUGUCACUUCGUUUCAUCCCGAUGGAGUCACAUCAUCGAUUCAAUCGAUGAAAAUUCGGGCUCCAAUGGUAGAGGAUUCACUUGAAGGAAUGCAUAUUAGAGUGAACGCUUUCGAAGAUGACGAGGAUCUUGAACUCUCAGAAUCUGAAUGCCCAGAACCGUCUCGUUUUCAACGUUUGCAAUGGGCAAUUCAACAAAAGAAACACCAACAAAUCUCUCAAAAUGGCGGUCCACCAGAAAGAGUUUGUUGUUCAAUUAUG
Mesorhabditis belari is the source of this 1404-nucleotide messenger RNA. The record is from the annotation of a GenBank genome assembly. NCBI's taxonomy places the organism in Eukaryota, Metazoa, Nematoda, Chromadorea, Rhabditida, Rhabditidae.